Messenger RNA from Lachnellula hyalina, 879 nucleotides. RefSeq lists its product as uncharacterized. The coding region runs from base 1 to 879 and encodes 292 amino acids. Lineage: Eukaryota; Fungi; Ascomycota; Leotiomycetes; Helotiales; Lachnaceae. The transcript has 2 exons. The record is from RefSeq and is a predicted model, not a curated record.
AUGUCCAAGUCAUCUCAUCUGGAGGACCUCGAACGGGAUGGAUUCGUCCUCGUUCCCUCCCUGCUCACCCCCGAACAAAUAACCACCCUCCGUGCAGCGGCCUCCCAAACCAUCACCCUCGCCCGUGCCGGCAACUGGCCCUACGUCCGUACUCUGCCUAAGCAAUUCCCACCCUGGCCCAUCGCGCCCGGUACGAACCCUGCAGCAAGCGGUAUCUGGGGAGUGCAAUUCCUAAUGCACCCCUCGCUCCCCACCUCGGCCACAUUCACCAAAGCCUAUUUCUCGUCAGCCGUCAUCGACAUUGUGAAAGAGUUGCUACAGUGUCAAGAUGAGGAUUUGGUGCUGGAGCUGUUUAAUCUGCUGGUGAGGCCGGAUAGGGACUUUGAGUUGGUGUGGCACCGGGAUGAUAUACCGGCGAGCGCGACAGCGGAGGAGGAGAUGGCUAGGCUGGGGAAGGAGGCGUGGCAUGCGCAGUGGAAUCUGGCGUUGUGGGAUGAUGAGAGUUUGGUUGUUGUACCGGGGUCUCAUGCGAGAGCUCGUACGCAGGUUGAAAGGGACGCGGGGCCGUGGGAAAAGGGACUGCCGGGUGAGAUUAGGGUCAAGAUGAAGGCGGGCGAUGUGGUGUUUUAUAAUAAUAAUAUUCUGCAUCGCGGGGUGUAUGAGAGUGGGACGGAGAGGAUGACGUUGCAUGGCAGUAUGGGACAUGUGGGGGGGAGUACGCUGAGGGCGAGGAAUGUACUGCAGCAUGGCAUUGGGGAGUGGGUGCAGGAGGUUGAUUUGAGUGGACUUGAGGGGGAGGAGAGGGUGAGGGCGGAGGGGAUGAGGGAGCGGUUAAUGAAGAUGGGGACUCAUACGGGGGGUUAUUCGUUGGAGGGCUGA